This is a messenger RNA of Symbiodinium natans, 513 nucleotides long. The record is from the annotation of a GenBank genome assembly. Lineage: Eukaryota; Dinophyceae; Suessiales; Symbiodiniaceae.
AUGGGCGGAGAGGGUGGUGAAGCCGGCUUUGAGUUUGGCAUCAAUCCGAACGAUGAUCCGGAGCUCUGGGAGCUUGCUCUUGCGCUCCGCAUCUCCAUGGAAGAGGAGAGGGCCAGGCAACAGGCCGCGGGAGGUGAGGCCCCAGCGGGUGAGGCCCCGGCAAGUGGGCAGGCGCCAGCCGCUGCAGCAGCCACAGCGCCUGCGCCAGCUGCCGGGGAGACGGCACCAGCAGCAUCACUGCCUGUGGCUCCAGAUGCGGCUGUCAUGGAAGCCAUGGGCAUGGAGGACAUGGACGAUGAGCUGCGGCAGGCUCUCCUCCUUUCCAUGCAAGAGAUGGAGCCAGGGUCGGCGGCCCCUGCGACGGCCCCGGCAGCGACAGCUCCGGCUUCCACUCCGCCAGCGGCCCCCACUGGGACACAGGCUCCUGCCGGCGCCGCAAUGGAAGGCAUGGAGGACAUGGACGAUGAGCUGCGGCAGGCCCUUCUCCUCUCCAUGCAGGAGUUGUGGCCCUAG